Molecule: messenger RNA, 1416 nt
Organism: Lathyrus sativus (Indian pea)
Lineage: Eukaryota; Viridiplantae; Streptophyta; Magnoliopsida; Fabales; Fabaceae
Source: the annotation of a GenBank genome assembly
AUGAUGAUGAUUCCUCCUUCUGGUGGUUUUCAGAUUCUACUUACUUUAACUGUGUUUUUCAGUUUGCAGAUGUUAACUCACAUCGAAGCUUCUUCUAGCUCAAAGGUUGAAUACCUUCCUGGCUUUCAAGGGCCACUUCCCUUUGAACUUGAAACAGGGUAUGUGGGAUUAGGAGAAACAGAUGAUGAUGAUGACAUGCAAGUGUUCUAUUAUUUCAUCAAAUCUGAAAAUAAUCCUAAAAAAGACCCUCUUAUGCUUUGGUUGAGUGGUGGUCCUGGUUGUUCUUCUAUUUCUGGCCUUGUCAUUGAAAUAGGUCCGAUUAAAUUUGAAAUUAAGGACUAUGGCGAAAGCUUGCCUAGUUUGAUCUUGAGGCCACAAUCAUGGACAAAGCUAUGCAAUAUUAUUUUUGUAGAUUUGCCAUUUGGAACUGGUUUCUCAUAUGCAAAAAAUAUGAGUGCUCUAAGAAGUGAUUGGAAAAUAGUUCACCAUGCUCAUCAAUUUCUUAGGAAGUGGUUGAUUGAUCAUCCUGAAUUUAUUUCAAAUGAAUUUUAUAUGGGAGGAGACUCAUAUUCUGGCAUUCCUGUCCCUGCCAUUGUUCAAGAAAUUAUAAAUGGAAAUGAAAAAGGUCUCCAACCCUUGAUAAAUAUUCAGAGAUAUAUUUUAGGAAAUCCAGUGACAACAGGCAAAGAAUUUAAUUAUCAAGUUCCAUAUGCUCAUGGAAUGGGACUUAUUUCGGAUGAACUUUUUGCGUCCCUUAAAAGAAAUUGCAAAGGAGAUUACGUAAAUGUAGAUUCGAGAAAUGUGUUGUGUUUAAGAGAUAUCCAAUCUUUUAAAAAGUCUAUUUCAGGAAUUAAUUAUUAUUAUAUUUUGGGUCCUUUUUGUCGAGAUGAUAACAAUAUAUGGAGGAGAUCUUUAACUUUGGACUUGAAGGAAUCUCUUAGUCCUCAAUCUCAUCAUCUCAGAAUUCCUGAACUAAAUUGCAAAGUUACUCAAACUCACCUUGUCACAAAAUGGGCUAAUGAUGAGCGUGUUCGAAAGGCUCUACAUAUCCGAGAGGAAACUAUAGGGAAAUGGAUACGUUGUUACUCGACUGAUUUUGAACAUGACAUCCAUGAUAGCUUUGAAUUUCAUGUAAAUUUAAGUAAAACAGGAAUUCCCUCUUUAAUAUACAGUGGGGAUCAUGAUUUAGUUGUUCCUUUUACAUCUACUCAAGCUUGGAUAAGGGAUCUAAACUAUUCCAUUGUGGAUGAUUGGAGGCCAUGGUUAGUAAAUGGCCAAGUUGGAGGGUACACGAGGAUUUAUUCGAAUAAAAUGACAUUUGCAACUGUAAAAGGUUCGGGACAUGAUGCUCCUCAGUACACUCCUGAGCAAUGUUUUGUCAUGUUCACUAGAUGGAUGUAUAAUUUGCCUUUGUAA